This is a messenger RNA of Plasmopara halstedii, 1134 nucleotides long. RefSeq lists its product as uncharacterized. The coding region runs from base 1 to 1134 and encodes 377 amino acids. The transcript has 13 exons. Lineage: Eukaryota; Oomycota; Peronosporomycetes; Peronosporales; Peronosporaceae. Gene Ontology annotation, biological process: endoplasmic reticulum calcium ion homeostasis. Gene Ontology annotation, molecular function: calcium ion binding. Gene Ontology annotation, cellular component: endoplasmic reticulum. The record is from RefSeq and is a predicted model, not a curated record.
AUGUGUCUACGAAUGGCUGGAUCUCUGGCGCUAUUGGUGUUGGUGAUGGCGCUUGUCCGAGCGCAAGAAGAAGACGAGUUUGACGUAGUUGAGACGGCAACACCAGAGUCAUCACACUCGAUGCCUGCUCGAAAUUGGACUACAUUAGCUAAGCAAUUUGUUCCUUUUCAAGAUCCAAAUAAAUUUGUCAUUGAAGCAAGUUGCUGGGGCUUUGGCAUUCUCUAUCUGCUAGUCUACUUCGUCGGAAAAGUGCAGAACCGCAAGAUUGCAGACAAAUGGUUGGAGAAAGCAGAACCUUCCUUACGUACCCAAUUUUCGUAUACAGGAUCGUCAAUUCCGAAUGGAAUAGGUCUCAUCGAAGAGAGUCGCACAAAUUUCAAGUAUUUCUGCACGGGCCGCCGAUUUUUGACACGCUUCGUCGCAGACUUGGAGCUAAAAUCUCGUCACGAUUUGGUCUCGCGCCUUUAUCGCGUUUUUGUGCCUACGUCAGACUAUUUGACAAUUGACGUUGGACUUCACGGAGAUAUGGUGGACCCAUUUAUUUUCAGUAUAAGCAAGAAAUUGGGCUUCACAGCACUCUCCAAGCUAUUUCCUGAGCUAAUUGAAACGGCAAAGUUAGUUCCGGUCAAAGAAGUUCCCGAGUCAAUGUGGGUUGUGACAGACUGUGCUGAGAUCCCCAAAUUAGCGCUAACAUACUCUAUUAAGGCGUCGCUUAACGAGCUCGAAGACUUUCUUGAAUAUAUUGUUAUCACGGACAUGAAUAAACAACCGAUCGUUGGUAUGCCAAAUACGCAGAAGAACAUACUACGAGUUCGGUUCAAACUCCAGGUUCGCUCGAAGGAGCUGGAUAUUGUCAAGAUGCUCCAGUUCGUGUACGCUUUGAUUGACGGAGCAGGAGCCACCAUCAAGUUGUCGCCUAAUGCUAAGCAUAGCGCGAUUAAAAGGCGCGUGAAGAUCAAGCAGGCGCUUGACGCUUUGGUUUCUGCCAGAGAAGACGAGCCCACCCGUCCUCAAGCAAAAUUAAGUGAGAAGAAGCAGAAAGAGUACGAAAAACUCUCUCAUGAGGAGCAGCAAAAGAUUGACGCUAAGAACGAAAAGAAGGCUACUCGCAAGCGCUUUAAUCGCAAGAAAUGA